Molecule: messenger RNA, 864 nt
Organism: Penicillium subrubescens
Lineage: Eukaryota; Fungi; Ascomycota; Eurotiomycetes; Eurotiales; Aspergillaceae
Product: DUF1769 domain-containing protein
Exons: 3
Coding region: 1-864 (287 amino acids)
Source: RefSeq, a predicted model, not a curated record
AUGGUACAGUCAGGAAAGCCAUCAAAGUAUCGUCUAGCAGUGACUGCGGGGCUGGAUUAUGACCCCGCGACACAUAAACCAGUUGAAGUCAAUGGCAAAACGCUGCGACUCGAUGACGAUCGUGCGACAUUCGACUUGAACGUUCGCAUCCAAGACUACACCGGCUUCCCCGAUUCUUCCCCCAAAACAAGUCCCUACUUCCAGCAUCCCCUACACACAAACGACCAAUACUCGAUCUGUUUCUCCUUCACGCCAAAACAAAACAUCAACGGAAACGACCUCCUCUUCGGCAACGAUUUCGACAAACCCCUUCGCAACCGUCUACCCCCGGGCUUCAACGCAGCCCUGCGCGUCGUGAAAUGGACCAUUGAUCCGUCUCUCGAAGGCGAUGCAUACGCCGAUAAACCCUAUCUUUACAGUCCGGCGCUGGCAACGUGGAAUUAUUUCCGAAUUGGCGACAAGGAUAAGAAGUCAGAUGCGCUGAUGGAGAAGGAUCAAGUGGUUGAAGAGGGUGCUGAGGGGCAAGGUGUGGAGAAACGCGGUCAGCAUAAGAUUCCGGAUGCUGCGAAUGAGCGGCGGAAGUAUUUCCAGAAGGAGGAUCAUCGGCUUGGGUUUGAGUUUGAGAGUGGGAGGACUUACUUGGCGGAUUUUGGUAAUCAGUACUUAUCGUUCAGUGAAACUGCGAUUCGCCUGCCAGGAAUCCAUAUUCCCGUUGUGGGUAUGGUCGAUGAGGAUAACCAUGAACUGCGAUACGUCCUAAAGGAUUCUAAUACAGGUCGCGCGUACCUGGUCGUCUGCUUCAUACUCGUGAAGCAGGAUCAGGAGUCAGAGGACAGCGAACAGGGACAGCAACGUGGGGACUGA